UCAUUAUCUACAACGCUGAUUGUCGUCAGAGGGCUGCGCUCUGCGCUUCGCGUAAGAUGUCUUACAGAGCGGUCGCCGCUGCCACUCCUUUGGCUCGAUCGCUCAUUCGUGCGACCUUUCGCCGAAGCCUUCAGCGUUCCCGAUAUAACCAACCCGCAUUCCGCUAUUCCUCAACAACUGUUUCCGCCCCUCGUCCGAACCCCCAAGAAGGGUCAGCGCUGCCUAACAUCGCUCCUGAUGGGAAGAAGGCGACAACGCCGCAAACACUGACGGAGAAGAUCCUCCAACGCUAUUCCGUCGGUCUUCCAAAGGGAAAGGUUGUCCGAAGCGGCGACUACGUCCAGAUUCAGCCUCACAGAUGCCUCACGCAUGACAAUACCUGGCCUGUAGCCAUGAGGUUCAUGGCCACAGGUGCCACCAAGAUCAAGGAUCCUUCUCAGCUCGUCUUUGCACUUGAUCAUGACGUCCAGAACAAGAGCCCCAGCAACUUGAAGAAAUACGAACAAAUACAGGAGUUUGCGAAGAAGCAUGGUGUCAACUUUUUUGGCGCAGGUCAUGGGAUAGGCCACCAAAUUAUGGUUGAAGAGCUUUUCGUCUGGCCAGGAACCUUGUGCGUCGGAUCUGAUAGCCACAGCAACAUGUACGGAGCCCUGGGAAGCUUGGGGGUGGCCUUGGUCAGGACCGACGCGGCCGGAAUAUUUGCUACCGGGAAGGGUUGGUUCCAGUGUCCCCCAGUCGUGCAGGUGAAUCUUCUGGGUACACUGCCCCCAGGCGUUCGCGGGAAGGAUGUUAUUAUUGCGCUCUGUGGGCUCUUCCCACUGGAUGUGCUGAACCACAGCGUUGAAUUCACGGGAUCGGAGGAAACCAUGGCUAGUAUUCCCAUGGACGACAGACUGACAAUCAGUAAUAUGUCGACUGAGUGGUCUGCAACAUCCGCAAUGUUUCCACUGGAUACGACACUGGAACGUUGGCUCCGAUACAAGGCUACAGAGGCAGCAAUGCUAGAGGAUCGAACGACUCGACAACGAAUUACGCACGAAAAGGUUGAUGAACUCUUUGCAAACCCUCUCCGAGCCGAUGCCGGGGCGCACUAUGCAAAGAAACUUUACCUUGACCUCUCUACUCUGUCGCCCUAUAUCUCUGGACCCAACUCCGUCAAAGUCUCAACACCGCUGCAUGAUCUUGCUCCGAAAAACAUCAAGGUAGACAAGGGAUACAUUGUCAGCUGCACCAACUCACGAAGCUCAGAUCUGAAGGCUGCAGCCAAGGUAUUUCAAGAUGCCGCCGAGUCGAAUGGUGGCAAGAUCCCCAAGAUUGCAGAUGGUGUAAAGCUAUACAUUGCGGCAGCUUCAGCCAGAGAACAGGCCAUAGCUGAGGACGAGGGUAGCUGGCAAGCCUUGGUCGAGGCUGGAGCUAUCGUGCUUCCGCCUUCAUGUGGCCCAUGCAUUGGACUGGGCACGGGCCUGCUAGAGGAUGGCGAGACAGGAGUCUCUGCAUCAAAUCGCAACUUCAAGGGCCGACUCGGAUCAAGACUGGCUCAUGCGUACCUGAGUAGCCCCGAAGUUGUGGCUGCGAGCGCCCUGAACGGCGUCCUUUCAGGCCCCGGCGUUUACAAGGUGCCGGAGAAUUAUACUGGGGUAGAGCACGGUUACGGCACCGGAAAACCUGCAACUAUCGAAAAUGAGCUCGGCAGUGCCCUUGAACAGCUCGAGUCUCUCAUCGACAGAGUUCAGACGACUGCUCCUGUCAGCGACGAUGCUGCCCAAGCAGUCACCAAGAUCCUCCCAGGCUUCCCGACCAGGAUAACCGGUGAAAUCGUCUUCGCUGAUGCUGACAACCUGGACACCGACAACAUCUACGCUGGCAAAUAUACCUAUCAAGACGACAUGACGACCGCAGAUAUGGCCAAGGUCUGCAUGGAGAAUUAUGACCCUGAGUUCCGGUCUAUCGCAAAGCCCAACGACAUCCUCGUCUCAGGGUUCAAUUUUGGGUGUGGCUCAUCAAGAGAGCAGGCCGCAACAGCUCUUCUGGCUCGGGAUAUCUCACUUGUUGUGGCGGGCAGCUUCUCCAACAUUUUUGUCCGGAACGGCAUCAAUAAUGCACUGCCCUGUCUAGAACUGCCACGUUUAGUGGAGCGUCUCCGUACCACCUUCUCAGAAGGCAAGGUCCCUACCCGGCGUACAGGCUGGACCCUGACAUGGGAUAUUACCCGAAGCACUAUUGAGGUACAGGAGGGGGAGAACGGGGAACGGUGGGAGCAGAAGGUUGGAGAGUUCCCUGAGAAUCUGCAAGCGAUUAUAGCAAAGGGGGGUUUGGUAGGAUGGGUCAAACACGAGCUUUCCAAGGAUGCUUCAUAGAACGCAGUGUGGAAAAAUAAACGUUAAUGUACUACUCCGCACACGAAGUAGAUAUGUAGAGAGACAAUGAACCUCGUUGUGAG
Molecule: messenger RNA, 2440 nt
Organism: Purpureocillium takamizusanense
Lineage: Eukaryota; Fungi; Ascomycota; Sordariomycetes; Hypocreales; Ophiocordycipitaceae
Gene: LYS4
Product: Homoaconitate hydratase
Exons: 6
Coding region: 57-2357 (766 amino acids)
Biological process (GO): L-lysine biosynthetic process
Molecular function (GO): homoaconitate hydratase activity; 4 iron, 4 sulfur cluster binding
Source: RefSeq, a predicted model, not a curated record